CUUCCUCCUCAUCAUCAUCCUAACAACCCUCGACGCCUUGUACUCUCUGACAAGGCAGGCACAACUCUCACGUCAAAUACCGCUUGUGCCUUAUCUCACCACGCCGCCCAGAGCACUACGCCGCAUCGCUUCUUCAUUCCUCCCAACGACGCCGACGACCUUCUUUCACUCACAUUCUUUCGUACGUGCUUUCAUUCAUUUCUAUCGUGUCCGAUCACUCAACGCACGCCAUGUCUUCAGCCACCGCAUCAUCUUCGCCAUCCACUUCCGCUUCCGCUUCCCCCUCUUCCUCUUCCUCUUCAAAUAACACUGCUAUUGCCCUGGGGGUCAGUCUUUCCAUCGUAGCGCUACUGGCUAUCGCGCUCUUUAUCUUCUGGUUCCUCCGGCGGCGUCGCCCCCACGUCUCCAGCCAGCCGCACACGACUGUCCGGCGCAACACAGUCGUCGACCUCAGCAAUCCGGCAUUCCGUGUCACGCCCUUUGGUUCGCCAGAUGGCGACACGCCCCGCUUUGUGCACGAACCGGGCGCGAACAUGCGUGUUGCGCACCGCCGCGACGACGGCGGGUGGGAGUUCUCCGAGAUGACGCCGGACAACUGGUCGACGUUCGACCUCCCAACCCCGCUUGCCGGCCGCCACUCGCUCUCGGGCCGCUCCUCGCUCAGCUGCGUGUCCGCGCUGGGCAGCAAGGAGAAGCUGAAGCUGCAGCCCGGCGAGCUCACCACACGCGGGUUCAUCGAGCACGACGGGGACUACGACAAUCCGCCGCCGGCGUACGAGCGUGCGGUAGGGCCGAGCCGCGGCCCGGGAGAGGUGUAGGGGCGCAUCUCGGACUACUGGUUUUGUUUACGUCUGUUUAUGUUUAUGUGCGUGCUUUUGGUAUUGUCCGCUUAUGUUUCAUCGCUUUUGCUUUCUAUGUUCUCGACGCUGUGCUCUCAACCAAGCUCGCUGUAUCUGCUUACUGAGCAUGUAACAACAAGGUCUGAAUGUCGUCUUCUCGUCUGUGCAAGUUCGAGAUGGAAGUUUGGGCGUGCCCAUUGAUUAUACCAGUGGAACUUUGUCUC
This is a messenger RNA of Postia placenta MAD-698-R-SB12, 1063 nucleotides long. RefSeq lists its product as hypothetical. Bases 231 to 818 code for a protein of 195 amino acids. The record is from RefSeq and is a predicted model, not a curated record. The transcript is spliced from 3 exons. Lineage: Eukaryota; Fungi; Basidiomycota; Agaricomycetes; Polyporales; Adustoporiaceae.